AUGCUCUACAGCGACUAACUAAAAAUCUAGAAGCAAAUUUUCAUUCCGUAUCAAACCAUCAUGACAUGAGGGUCUCCAAAAAAGCUCGAUUGGUUCUCGUCCUCACUCUCUUUUCGCAGAUUUGGGCUAUUCAUGGCCUUGAGCUGGUUCGCAAUGCUGGCCCCCGAGUGCGACGACAGGCCGCGGACACAACGACCACCGACACGACCACUUCCACUGAUACAACUUCAACAACAGACUCGACAACUACAACUGACACGACGACGCCGACGACGUCGACAACGGCUGGUAGCUCUAGUGACUCCUCAACUGCAUCAACAGACGCAACCACCACUACAACGGAAACAACUACUGAAACAACCACAGACACCAGCACCACUGGGACAGAUUCCCCAUCAAGUGCGUCUUCUACUGCCACUACAGCUUUCGUAACAAAUACAAAAACCACCACCAAAGCAACUCAGAACAAAGUGCAGUGCAGCAAACUCAGCUUCAAGAAUUUGGAAGGCUGCUGCGACAACCCGAAAUUCGACUUUUUCGUACAGAGCCAAAAAUUGGCGUGCAAUGAGCGGCACCACGACUCCGCUUUGUUUUCCAACACGCUUAUUUACAAGCUGCACAAGUUUCAAAACUCAAAGACAAAUCUGAUUGACUAUGCAGUUCGAGCUCUUUCUUAUCCAGCCUGCUUCACGGAGUGCUUAUUCAAGAACAUCAAUGCUUUUCCCAACAAAGCCUUGGACAAUGUGACCCUGGUGGCAUAUUUUGCCAAUAAAUUGAACUCGAAAAACAAUACAGCUUGGGUUGAUGCAUACGCUAAUGCGAUUGGCGCUUGCGUCUCAAUGUUCAAAGGUUUGCCAAGGAAAAAGACCGUGCGAGUGAACUUGCGGGGCAGAGUGGCUGGCGAGUGCGAACUGGAACCGUUUUUCGUGAUGCAAUGCGUUUUAAAGACAGUUAGCGAGGACUGUGAUGCAUCUACUGCAACUGCAAACGCCACAUGCAAGGCGACACGAGAAAAAUUCUCUUUGUGUAAUCCUGAUGGGUCGGCAAAAAGGAAAUACAUAAAAUAUUUCAAGAUCGUUUAUGAACGAAAUCGCCCAGUCGUCAUUCCAUUCUUCGGCAAAAGAGCCGGAUGAUAUCGUGAUGAAGUUCUAUAUUUUACCCUUUUGUUUCAGUUUGCUUUUUAAUAACAAUAAAUCAAAAGCCUUUCGAUUUUAA
Messenger RNA from Cloeon dipterum, 1215 nucleotides. Its product is annotated as serine-rich adhesin for platelets-like. Bases 66 to 1133 code for a protein of 355 amino acids. The record is from RefSeq and is a predicted model, not a curated record. The transcript has 12 exons. Lineage: Eukaryota; Metazoa; Arthropoda; Insecta; Ephemeroptera; Baetidae.